Hordeum vulgare subsp. vulgare (domesticated barley) is the source of this 1295-nucleotide messenger RNA. RefSeq names its product cysteine-rich receptor-like protein kinase 25. The record is from RefSeq and is a predicted model, not a curated record. Lineage: Eukaryota; Viridiplantae; Streptophyta; Magnoliopsida; Poales; Poaceae. Gene Ontology annotation, molecular function: ATP binding; protein kinase activity. The transcript is spliced from 6 exons. Bases 179 to 1165 code for a protein of 328 amino acids. Gene Ontology annotation, biological process: protein phosphorylation.
UUUACUUCAGUCCGGGGGAGAAUCGCAUACAUUUUCUUUCCAAGAGGAGAAUCCAGCUGCGCCCUUGGCCUUCGCAUCGAUUGGUGGAUCCCGCCGCCGUAGGAGAUCGUAUUCAUCGAGCCCAAGUUACGCUACCGGCUAUGGUUGGGUACACUUCGGCGUGGAAACGCCGGUUGCCAUGUCAUCACGCUUGAGAGUGUUUAGUUUGUUUGAGUUGGACGCCGCUACAAAUAACUUUUCAUGUGAACAAGUGAUCCACGAAGGCGACCAUGCUACCCUCUACAAGGGUGUAUUACCUGACGGGAGCAUGGUUGCCAUCAAAAGGUCUCGUGAUGGGAACGACCUUCUUUUUCCAGUGCACCUCCAACACAAAAACGUAGUUACAUCUCUAGGGCACUGUCGUUAUGACCAGGGAGAGAUUGUGGUCGAAGAGUAUAUGCCCAGAACCUUGUCCGUGAUACUCAAUGAGAAGUCGGGUCAGCUGGAUUGGUCCUUCACGUUGCAGACAGUUCGAGGGAUCGCAGAGGGCGUAGCUUAUCUCCAGACCAUGCGUGUCGUGCAUCCGGAUUUGAAGCCCGCCAACAUCUUCUUCGAUUCUGAUAUGAAUCCUAAGAUAGGUGGGUUUGGAAGGUCUAAACUUCUGCUAGAACAAGGUGUCACUCAAAUAAAGACACAAGAGUUACUGGGGACAGUGGGCAAUGUACCUCCUGAGUAUAUCACUGAUGGCAUUAUCUCCAUGAAGAGCAACGUUUUCAGCUUCGGCAUCCUCCUCCUCCGUCUCAUUAGUGGGAUGAGAGGGCCUGUACUAGAGCAACAUCCAAUUGCAUGGGCUUUGGAGGUGUGGGAAGCUCAACAGAUGGAGCCAUUUGAUUCGUCAUCGCUUGAUGAAUCCGAGCUAAAUGAGAGAGAAAGGUGCAUCUGUAUCGGGCUGUUGUGUACCCAAAUGGAUCCUCGUGACCGGCCAACCAUGCCAGAUGUUCUUGAUAUGCUUGGUAGCAAGGAAGAAUUACCAACCCCAAAGAUAUCUGGCUUCCUUAGAAAGAGUAGUGCAGAGAAGGAGCAGCCGUGGUGGAGGAGCAGCUGGUGGAAGUGGUGGUCUGACGGCAGAAAAUGGACGUUGUUGGAGAAUACACAAUCAGACGAAGACAGAUUGUGUACUUAUUAAUGCGAAUGUGGAUUCCACCCAAUAAGGCAUCACACUGUUACUAUAUAUAUGAUCGCCGAAACAUGAAAUUUGAGGAAUGGUGUUGUAUUAUUUGGAAGCGAUAAUAAAAGCAGAAAUACAACUUUGGUCA